This is a messenger RNA of Lampris incognitus (smalleye Pacific opah), 760 nucleotides long. It is a transcript of the gene alkbh6, whose product is annotated as alkB homolog 6. The record is from RefSeq and is a predicted model, not a curated record. The coding region runs from base 1 to 705 and encodes 234 amino acids. NCBI's taxonomy places the organism in Eukaryota, Metazoa, Chordata, Actinopteri, Lampriformes, Lampridae. The transcript has a single exon.
AUGGAGCAUCCCGUUAGUAUUUCAGAAGAAUUACAACGAUUUGUCGUCAAAGACGCACAACCAACAGCCUAUUACAUUCCAGAUUUCAUAUCAGAGGAGGAGGAGGCCUAUCUCUUACAACAAGUGUAUAAGGCACCAAAACCUAAAUGGACUCAGCUAUCGGGCAGAAGGCUGCAGAACUGGGGAGGAUUGCCCGAUUCCAAAGGAAUGCUUGCAGAAAAGAUUCCUGACUGGCUUUUCAAGUACUGUGAAAGAAUCUCCUGUCUUGGUGCAUUUGGUGGAAAAACGGCCAACCAUGUAUUAGUGAAUGAAUAUAAGAAAGGAGAGGGGAUUAUGCCUCAUGAGGAUGGCCCUCUAUACCACCCCACUGUAACCACGAUCAGCCUGGGCUCUCAUACCUUCCUUGACUUCUACAGACCUGUCAGCUACCAAGAGACAGAGGUCCCACAGACGGAGGAGAGCCGGUAUCUCUUUUCUCUGCUGGUGAGACCAAGGAGUCUUCUGAUUCUCCAAGAUGAUAUGUACAAGCAUCUCCUCCACGGUAUCCAAGCCUGUGACCAGGACAUAGUGACUGACCGUGUCAUGAACCUGUCUGCUGCUGAGGUCCUGCCAGGGGCAAUGCUCCCCCGAGGCACCAGAGUGUCCCUCACCAUACGACAUGUCCCCAGAGUCAUUAAGGCCAAGCUCAUGUUUGGGAAGAAAUGAAGAGGAACUUGCCUUAAAGAACUGUGUGUUAACCUGUACUGGUUUAAUGGUUUUA